UUUUUGAUGUUACAAUCAGAAAUAUCGGUGAGAUUCCAGCAAGAGAUGUGAAUAUUCAUAUACCAAAUGAAUCCAAAAUAAGUUUGAUGUCAUUAUUCACGAAAGGAGAAGAUGUGAAUUAUGCGAACGAACAAAUGCGAGGUAGUUUGACUAUUCCACCUCUAAGUGAGGCAAUCAUGUCUCUCGCCAUCACUGUUGAAUCGAACACUCCAUUAGGGGAACUAAGGGGAACUAUAGCUGUAAAUACUAAUCUUACUACGUUUAUAUUACCAUACGCUUUUACAAUUAAUUCAGAGCGGCAACUCAAUUUAACUUUUGUAAUCAAAGACGAAUAUACUUAUUUUGCGACUGGAGCACCAUUAGUUACUGGUGCAGAAAUCAAAUUGGUAAAUCCAAGACGAGGAUACUCAGAAACAAGAUUCACAUACAAUGACACAGGGACUGUAUUAUUCGAAAACAUACACGAGGACAAAUACACUGUUUACGCCAAAGCUGAAGGUCAUUCUACCUACUCUGCUAUAAUAAUUGCUACACCCUAUACAACAGUUCGAGAUAUAUUCCUACAAAGAACAGCUGUGACAUAUACUUGGACAGUUACACCAACUACUGUAGAGGACAAAUAUAAAAUAACACUGGAUUCCACGUUUGAAACAUUUGUACCAAUGCCUGUGGUAACAAUUGAACCAAAGAAAUUAGACACAGUGCCUUUCGAGACAGAAGAACGAGAUUAUGUUGACUUUACGAUAACUAAUCAUGGUCUCAUCCGGGCUGAUAACCUUCGGUUUUCCCUACCUACAGGACAUCCUACACUUCAAUUUCAAUCGACUGUCGAUGUAAUCGGGGAUCUUGCAGCCAACACAUCUAUUAUUAUACCGGUCAAGAUAACUCUUAAAUCAAGGACCAAAAGACAAGGCGGCUGUAGUAUGUUAUUAAUGUAUGACUAUGUUUGUGGUGGAACACGUUCUAAUAGCGCCAGUGUUAUUCUUACCGGAAGUUGUGGAGGCGGAUAUCUAAGAUUUGUAGGUGGUAGAUCAGCAAGCGGGUCCGGUGUGAUGAUUGUUUACCGUCCUGUCACUCCAGUUCCAUGUGAUUGCCAUGCUGCUCUCUUGAAGAAGUGUAUUUUAGUUUAUAUUCCAAUAGUAGGCUGUCUGGCAUCAGAAGGAAAUUUAGCAGCUUCGACGAUUGCGAGUUGUGCGCUUCAGGAAUUUUUCCCAGUAAUAGGCUGUGCUGUAUCAGCUGAUAAAUUAUUAACCUCAUCGGGACCAAAUUUACCUGACGCCAUUAUAGACACAGCCAUGUCUUGUGUUGUAGGACCAUUGUGUAGUGUUUGUGGUAAAGUAUACAAGGCUUUAAGAUGUGUACAAGCAUUGGAACAAGAAUGUGGUAACAAAAGAAAAAGACGUGAUGUGAGUUCAGAUGUAGUGAACAACGUUAUUGUCACAUCUAAAUCAAUGAAUAAUUUCAGAUCAAUGGUGGAGGAGAUAUUUGGAAACGAAGAGAUGUUCCAUGUAAACAAAGAGUGGUAUCCCUCUUUUAAAACAGUUAUUUCUGAUAACAGUGAAAGUGGUGCAAUACUUUCAGAAGAUGAAAAGUCAUUUGUGUUAAACACUUUAACAAGUAAUAUCUCAAACCCUAUUUUGGACAGAUUUUUGGAAAGAUGGAACAAUACAGUUUCAGCAUGGGACAAUGGGACUUUAAACGAAGAAAUCAAAACUGGAAGCGUUAUAAACCUGUCUCGACUUAGUAUGAUGAUGCAGCAGUACAUCACGGACACCAAAACAGCUGCCGACAGGGGAUUCAAUUCGAUAUUCAGUGAUUUUGAUCAUGCAUUGAAUGCAUAUGUUUUGGCCGAACAGGAAACACAAGCAGAAGGGAGCAGUAAAAAGGACGGUGCAGUAUGUGCCAAGGUCCGUGUGAGAAUUGUUCAGGAUCUUGUACUAACCAGAGAUGCUUUUAAUGCUCGUUUUGAAAUCGAAAACGGUGAAAACACAGCUCUUGAAAGUAUUCAUGUUCAAAUUGAAAUCAAGCACAACACUGGAUCAGGAGAAGUUGUUAAUUAUUUGUUUUCUAUUGGGGACCCAGAUUUAUUAGGACUGACAGGGGUAGACGGUGACGGUCGACUAGGAGUUGAUUUAUCGGGAUCAGCAGAAUGGCUGAUUAUACCGUACUCCACAGCAGCACCAAAUGAUGAUGUAUUAUUUAACGUUGGUGGUAGAUUGUCAUAUCGGGUAGGGGGAUCAAACUUUUCUGUUCUAUUGCUACCAGAUACAAUCACAGUAAAGCCUAACCCAAGCCUGGUGCUACAUUAUUUUCAUGAAAAAUAUGUUAGAGGGGAUGAUCCUUUGACAACGGAAGAAGAGCCAGUUAUCCCAUUUACUUUAGCAGUUAUGGUAAGGAAUUCUGGCUACGGGAUCGCACGAGCUCUUAAAAUAUCAUCGGCGCAACCACAAAUUAUAGAAAAUGAAAAAGGAUUGCUUAUCACUUUUAAAAUAAUUGGCGGUUUUUUAGGUAACGAACCAAUUACACCGUCUCUUAUUGUUGACUUUGGGGAUAUAAAAUCUUUCGAAACCAAGACAGCCAGAUGGAUGUUGACGUCAACACUUAAAGGAACCUUCUAUAACUUCAGUGCAACAUUUGAGAAUAUAAAUCCAUUAGGAGAUCCACAACUUUCACUUUUUGAAAAUGUAUGGUAUCAUGAACUUAUUCAUUUGGUAAGACUCUUCAGAGACGAUCAGGAUGAUGGCUUUGACGAUUUUUUGGUAAAUGACUUUGUUGAUAACAAAGGGAUACCAGAAAAGGUCUACAACAGUGCAAAUGGAUCUGAUGUAUAUGACGUUAUGAGUGCAACUGCACUAGGAUUAUCGUCAAGUACUUUCGUUAAUUCCGAUAUGAUAACAUAUACUCUAGUUUAUAUGGAGGUACUCACUAAUACAUCUAAUUGGUUCUAUGCAAGGGUAAAAAAUAAUAUCACAAGGCCUCAUCAAACUUUACUUUCUGUCAAGUCGGAUGAUAAUCGCGAUAUAGUAGUUGAUAAAAAUAUAUGGACUACCACUCAUAUACUAGACUCGAAUCUUAUUCAUUUGUUUGACUUUAUAAAAAGCAAUAAUAGUGUGUCGGAAAAAAUAGAAAUGAAAUAUGUUUUAACAUUUGGGCAAAAAAACAUGUAUCCUCCAAAAUUCAACAAAACGUCUUACUCGAUAACACUAUCAACGGAAACUCAAAAAGAAAUGCGUAUUCUUACAGUUCACGCUUAUGAUCUCGAUAAAAAUGAAAUCACGUUUGAAAUAACUGGUUUUGAAAAUGAGACAUUUGCUAUAGACUCCCAUACUGGAGUUGUUACUUUAUUACAAAGUCCGUUAGAAGUUGGCGAGAUAAGGCUUCAAGUAAUGUGCAGAGAUGACGGGAUUCCAUCACUAUCGGGUGUUGUUUAUGUGAUAAUUUAUGUGACAUCGGAUGAAAUCUUGACAACAACUUUGAUUGCGUCUUCGGAAGCGUCAACUGACAUUUCAGUGACAUCAAAGUCCAACAACUUAUUAACAUCUUCAGUAAAAUUUUCAUCAACUUCAAUCGUUUCCAAUACAAAUACCGUCUUUUCAACAGAAGUCGAAACGACAACCAAAUCAGCGAGCGAUACGACAACAGUACCUGAUAUUUCCACAGGUGUACUAGAUAUGACACACAAAUCCUCGGCUAGCGAAACAAAAGUACCUGCUACGUCUACUGGUGCAGUCGUUAGGACAACCGAAUCAUCUUUCUAUAAAACAACAGUACCGUUUACGUCGACGAGCGCAGUGGAUCAGACAUCCAAAUCAUCGUAUGACAAAAAUAAAAUUACAGUUUCAUCGCCAUCUGCAAUUCAAACGACAUUUAGGUCAUCGGCUGCCGUAAAUUCAUUCAUAUAUUCUGUACCUUUGGUCGUCUCCAAUUUAAUAUUACUUGCCCUAUUCAUUAAUUAGUUUUUUUCUGAUUGAAAAACAAACGCGCUGUAAUUUUUAUAAUUUUUUUUUAUCAAACUUUAAGCACUUUAGAAUUAGCAGACCGCCAUGAUCAACCUGUUCUUCAAAAUAAAGUGAAAACACUGUAUAGGCGGAUGUAGUUAUGUUCGACUGCCAAAGGACAAGGUACGAUAA
Mytilus californianus (California mussel) is the source of this 4130-nucleotide messenger RNA. RefSeq lists its product as uncharacterized. The record is from RefSeq and is a predicted model, not a curated record. Lineage: Eukaryota; Metazoa; Mollusca; Bivalvia; Mytilida; Mytilidae. The transcript has 11 exons. Gene Ontology annotation, cellular component: catenin complex; membrane. Bases 87 to 3956 code for a protein of 1289 amino acids. Gene Ontology annotation, biological process: homophilic cell-cell adhesion. Gene Ontology annotation, molecular function: calcium ion binding; cadherin binding.